Messenger RNA from Ruditapes philippinarum (Manila clam), 2082 nucleotides. RefSeq lists its product as uncharacterized. The transcript is spliced from 2 exons. The record is from RefSeq and is a predicted model, not a curated record. NCBI's taxonomy places the organism in Eukaryota, Metazoa, Mollusca, Bivalvia, Venerida, Veneridae. Gene Ontology annotation, molecular function: zinc ion binding. Bases 152 to 1873 code for a protein of 573 amino acids.
GAUAAAAUAAUAUCAUAAUGACUAUGUAACUAUAAAACUUGUUAUCUGAAAGUAGUAUUGAACUGUGUGAGUUUAAAUCUAAUUUUCUUUUUCAACAACACAACAAUUAAAAACUGUUUAGAUAAAUUUUGGAAACAGUUAAAGGAAAAUCAUGGCUGUCCCGGGUAGAAAAGCCACCAAACAAUUUUCAUCUUCAACAAUUUCUUUGGGUUCUGAUGAAGAUCUCAAACUAUACUGCCAGCCAUGCGAUCGCGAUGGACCUAGACUUCCUGCUCAUGGUUAUUGUACAAAUUGUUCAGAGCAUUUGUGUGAAACAUGCUAUACUGUCCACAGAAGACACACAUUGUCAAGACACCAUACUUUACUAGACAAAACCAACAUGCCUCAGACUCUGUCACCUGUAACUCAAAGGCAACCAGAUAAUUUCACAAAACCAUGUCCUAAACACAACAUUGAGAUGAUUAAGUUUUACUGCCAUGAUCAUAAAGCUCUACUUUGCAGUGUCUGUGUUACACUUGAUCAUACAGCAACAUCUUGCAAUGUCAACUAUAUACCGGACAUUUCAGGCCAGACCAUCAAUAGCACAGAAUAUCAUCAUAUAUUAAAAGAUUUGAACGACAUGACUGAGAGAUCAAGCAAUAUACUUCAAGACAUGAAGAAAAUGAACGAGGUAUCAAACAAGUCUUUGACAGGAUUAUUGACAGACAUAUCGAAAUUCCGAACAAAAAUCAACCAAAGACUGGAUGAAAUGGAAAGACAAGUCAAAAAGGCUGCAAAAGUCAUCCAAGAGGACAAUAGCAAGAAUAUGAAGACUGUAGAAACAGCAUGUGGAGAUGUAUUUAAAUCAUUAAAGUUAUCCUCUGAUGUAAUUAAACAUCUCAACACUUCCAAGCAAGCCAAUGAUUUGUUCAUGGAACUUAAACGUACAGAACAGAUGAUAAAAGAAUAUGAACAGAGUGUUUCUAAGCUCUCAGAAUUUGAAGUCAAAAAAUAUAAUUUUGAACCAAAUGAGGUAAUAUCAAAUCUUCUUGAAAAAGAAAAGUCACUGGGAACAAUGAAAGGUAAAAAAUUAUCUCCUGCUUUGAAGUUAAGGCAAUGUUCACAAAUGGAUAAUAUCUGUAUAAAAACAUCACAAAAUAGAUAUGAUUGCUGGGUAACAGGAAUGACUCUCCCUACUCCCGAUCUUCUUAUCAUCACUGAUUAUAUUAAUUGUGCCAUAAAAAUGGUUGACAUCAGUAAGAAGUCUGUACUAGCUCAUCACAACUUUGAUAGUGAUCCUUGUAAUGUCACAUCAGUUUCAAAAAAUGAGGUUGCUGUCACGUUACCAUUCUAUCAAACUAUUCAGUUCUUUUCUGUUUCUAGAAAUGAUCUCAAGAAGAAGCACACUCUAAAGGUUGAUGGAAAAUGUUAUGGUAUAAGCUGUCAUAAAGAUAAGAUGGUGGUGUCAUAUAGCAAACCAGCUAAAGUUCAAAUCCUUCUUAUCAAUGGCACUAUAUUACAAACAAUAAAAAAUGAAAAUAUUUUCAAAAUUCCGCAAAAUAUUACAACAGGUGACAAUUGUAUCUUUGUAUCUGAUGUUGCAUUAAAAACAGUUACCAAGUUAAACUGGCAAUGUGAGGUGACAGGUAAAUAUGUUUGUACAGCCAGUCCUCGUGGUUUGACAAUGUCAAACGAUGGGACUGUUUUUGUUUGUUUUUGGGAUAACAAUACCAUAGAAGAGAUAUCAGGAGACAGUACUGAAGGACUGGAUGUUGUAAAGAAUAUACAAAACCCUCUAGCUGUUUAUUGGUCUGCUGAAACAUGUAAAUUGUACACAAACAGCUGUUUUUUAACAGAAAAGAACUUUAUCAAACUCUUCAAACUGUCUAAAUAAUGACAGAAAUCUUUCUCUUCAAAGACAGAUAUAAUAUUAACAAUUGUAUGGGGAUUAACUUUUGUAUGAUGCUUAUUAUUGGUACUUUUGAACUAUUAAGAACUGGUGACGGUUUUAUUUACAGUACCUCUGUAAACAAUAAACUAUUUCUCACUGGAGUCAAUUACAAUAUUAAAGUUGCAAUCAUGCGGGUUGGUAAAGCACAAACA